This is a messenger RNA of Letharia columbiana, 1986 nucleotides long. RefSeq lists its product as uncharacterized. Lineage: Eukaryota; Fungi; Ascomycota; Lecanoromycetes; Lecanorales; Parmeliaceae. Gene Ontology annotation, molecular function: urea transmembrane transporter activity. The record is from RefSeq and is a predicted model, not a curated record. The transcript has 7 exons. Gene Ontology annotation, cellular component: plasma membrane. The coding region runs from base 1 to 1986 and encodes 661 amino acids. Gene Ontology annotation, biological process: urea transmembrane transport.
AUGCCCUCAAUCCAGCCCCUUCCAGUCGGUGUUGGCUAUGGUGUCGUUGUUGGAAUUGGGUUCUUCUUCGCUGCUGUUAUGUGUGGUAUCUCGUACAUUCAGAAUCGAUAUACCAGGUUCUCAACGAAAACGAGCGAGGAGUUCAAUACUGCCAGUAGAAGUGUGAAGCCAGGUUUGAUUGCAAGCGGUAUCGUGUCCGCAUGGACCUGGGCUGCAACUUUGCUUCAGAGUUCAACGGUGGCAUAUGAAUAUGGUGUGGCCGGGCCUUUUUGGUAUGCGGCGGGUGCGACUGUACAGAUUCUCAUGUUCUCGAUAUUGGCUUGCAAAGUCAAGCAGAACGCUCCGAGAUGCCAUACAUACCUGGAAAUCAUCUACACCCGUUAUGGCGUCCUAACGCAUUGGGUCUUCAUCUUCUUCGCGCUUCUGACAAACGUUCUAGUCAGCAGCCAGCUUCUCUUGGGCGGCAGUGCAGUUGUCACGUCUCUGACCGGCAUGAACGUCUAUGCUGCCAUCUUUCUUAUACCGCUUGGGGUCUGUGUCUAUGUAGUGUUGGGCGGUUUACGUGCAACGUUCCUUUGUGACUACUCUCACACGCUCAUCUUAAUGGUCAUCAUCCUCUACUUCAUGUUUUCCGCGUACGCAACGAAUUCUCAAAUUGGAUCUCCAUCUGCCAUGUAUCAGCUUCUCAAACAGGCAGCUCUGAAACGCCCAGUGUCAGGCAAUCAAGAUGGCUCUUAUGUGACGAUGAAGAGCAACUUCGCUCUCAUCUUUGGCGUGAUCCAACUCUGCUCUGGGAGCGGUACCGUUUUUUUGGAUCAAGCUUACUGGCAGCGGGCUAUUGCAAGCCGACCUACUACUGCUGUCCGGGCAUACAUUCUUGGAGGUCUAGCUUGGUAUGCGAUCCCAUUCGGCUUUGCCACUACUUUAGGGCUUGCAGCGGUAGCUCUCACAGAUUCACCCACCUUCCCAACGUAUCCAAACAGCAUGACCCAAGCACAGGUCUCUGCCGGCUUGUCGGCACCCUUUGCAGCUACGGCCUUGCUGGGAACAGGUGGCGCUGUGGCCUUGCUGAUCGUUCUCUUCAUGGCCGUGACUAGCUGUGCUUCAGCAGAGCUCAUCGCAGUGUCUUCGAUCUUGACCUUCGAUAUCUUCAAGACUUAUAUCAAGCCAGCUGCCACACCAGAGCAGCUCAUCACCGUCGCACACAUCAUGAUUGGCGUCUGGGGUUUGGUGAUGGCUAUCGUCGCCUGCAUCUGGAAUGUCAUCGGCAUCGACCUAGGCUGGUUGUUCCUAGUUAUGGGCCUCCUAAUUGGUGGUGCCGUCUUUCCAGCAGCCUUCGCAAUCACCUGGAAAGGCCAAACGAAGGCAGGGGCUCUAUCAGGAGCUGUGUCCGGGCUUUGUGCUGGGCUUAUUGCAUGGCUUGUCACCGCGCAUCAGUACUAUGGGAGCUUGAGCGUAUCUACCACUGGAAUGGAGUAUCCAACUUUGGCCGGGAAUCUCGCCGCCAUCAUGGUCGGUCUCAUCGUCACAGUGGCUGUCUCGCUGGCUAAGCCAGAACCUUUUGACUGGGAUACCACACGCUUGAUCAACGCACCGCCACCCCUCAUCACAACCCCCAGUUCCGGCUCGAUCGACAAAGAAGAGAACGAAAAGGACGACCCGAACCAAAACAGCAACCUCCCCACCGUUCGAGACGAGGAGCGAGAGAUGCGCGAAGACGAACUAGCAGUCGAAGAACCCAGAAAGCUUCGACGAGCCUUCAAAGUCGCAUGCAUCGCGUCCUUCCUGCUCACCCUCUCCAUGGAUUUCCUGAUCCCGAUACCCAUGUUCCUCUCCCACUACAUCUUCUCGCAAGGUUUCUUCAUCGCUUGGGUGGUCAUCACCUUCUGCUGGGUCUUCUGCUCGACGGCCAUCUCCGUGAUCCUGCCGCUCUGGGAAACUGCGGGCUUUUUCCGGGAUCUAUACCGAGAGGUCGUGAGAGGGUGA